Chlamydomonas reinhardtii is the source of this 1642-nucleotide messenger RNA. RefSeq lists its product as uncharacterized. The transcript has a single exon. The coding region runs from base 216 to 1013 and encodes 265 amino acids. The record is from RefSeq and is a predicted model, not a curated record. Lineage: Eukaryota; Viridiplantae; Chlorophyta; Chlorophyceae; Chlamydomonadales; Chlamydomonadaceae.
CCCUAUAGCUCGAUUUUGCAGCUCGACGCGAUAAGCCUUGGGUUGUACAGAUUCAAUAGCUCGCAAGUCAUAACGCAUGUAGCCAGAACACCGCUGCAGUGCUGCUGCUCACAUACCGUCCGAACGGUUCAUUCCAUUUGGCGCCAAACCGCUGAGCUCACUUGCUACUGCAGGCAACUCGCAUUUUGGCACGCUUAAUUCGUAGAGUACCAACCAUGUUGCAGCUCAGCAGCAGCCGGCACCAGGUGGUGCCUGCAGCAGCAGCCCGGCACUGCCUUCCUUCCCCUCGGGCGUGCGCACGCCCUGCACUGCGCCGCUGCGUCGUCGUGCGCGCAAGCGCCGCUGCCGCCGAGCCGCCACCACCUGAGCAGCAGCCCAACAACGCGGCGGCGCGGCCCGCCGCGGCUGCUGCCACUGAUGAGGCCCCUGCUGCCCCUGAUGCCACUGCUACUGCUCGCGCCACCCCCGCCACUACCGCCGCGCUGCCUCACCAGGCGCGUCAGCUUCUGGACACGACACGCGGCGGCGCCGAUGAGUCGGCGCUGCCGGCGGCCCUGGCAGCCUCGGGUGAUGAGCAGGCCGCGGCCCAACUGAAAGAUCUGCGGGCAGGUCAGCUGUCACUGGGCAGCGAUGUGGAUGGCGUGAAGGAGAAGCUAGGCGAGGUGAAGCAGGAGCUGGAGGCUGUGAAGCAGGAGCUGGCGGCAAUGCGGCAGGCGGCGGCGGAGGAGGCGCGUUUCACGCGGCUGCAGCGCGCGCGGGUGCUGGUGUGUGGCGGCGAGGAUAGCGAGGACGAGCAGUAUAAUUACCCGGCGGACCAGAUUCUGGCGGGCUUGAUCUGCGGCGAGACCGAGUUCGAUUUGGGAGAUGGGUGCAUCACUGGCAGCCCCCACGCGCCGGGCGAGCAGUGCAACGAGUUCGCCUCCUACAUGCACAGCCUGACGGGCUGGCGGUUCCGGGUGAAGCGGCGGCCCUGGCGCCGCUUCAUGUUGCUGCUGGCUGAGGAGGAUAAGUAGCUGUGGCAGUAGCCACGCACAGUAGCAGUGGCAGUAGCAGUGGCAGUAGCAGUAGCCAGGCUGUAGCCGGAAGAGGCAGCAGUAGCAGCCAGAGCAAGUGCAUGCUGCAUGUUGUGGCGGCAGCAGCCUGCAGGCAUGGCUGGCUCAUCCGCACGCACUCAGACAGUGUGGGAGAAACCCACAUCGCCAACGACAUCUCCUAGAUGGGAAAGGAUCCUGGAUGACAUCUUGUGAUGCCGCCUUGGGACCAUCUGUCCUGCUACAGACAGUGCGUAGUGCGGCAGCAGUAGCAGCAGUAGCAGCAGGGAGCACGGAGGAGUGGUACAAGCCCGAUGAUGCGUGUGGAGAUGUGAUAUGGUGCGCGUGGUGUGGAGUGCGGUUAUAUAUUGCGUGGAACGUAUAUGUUUGUCAGCCUGCUUGGAAUUUAGGGUUGGGUGUGCCUGCAGCCCAGACUACCACUUAACAAGUGUGCUUAUUAUUACCCGACAAUUAUGCUGUCAAUGGAAGGGAUGUGGGGCGGCGCGUUCAGGGGGCUAGGCUAGUGAACACGACUAAGGCUGUGGGAGCAUCGCGGACGGGACAGCCCAUCCAUACCGGAGCAGGAUUAGGGGUUGACAACAAGUAAGGAU